This is a messenger RNA of Sphaerodactylus townsendi, 889 nucleotides long. RefSeq names its product enkurin-like. Bases 28 to 831 code for a protein of 267 amino acids. Gene Ontology annotation, cellular component: acrosomal vesicle. The transcript is spliced from 5 exons. Lineage: Eukaryota; Metazoa; Chordata; Lepidosauria; Squamata; Sphaerodactylidae. Gene Ontology annotation, molecular function: calmodulin binding. The record is from RefSeq and is a predicted model, not a curated record.
CCCUGCAGGGCUCUUGUCUCUUGGAAGAUGUCAGCGACGUCCCUGGAAGAGACCAUUUACAAUCUUCUCCCUGUGGAAGAAAAAGAGCCCUACCUGCCCCCUAGGUACACAUCCACAUUCAGACGCUCUGUGAAAAGGGAAUUCUGGGGGCAGACUAAAGCCUCGGGCAAAACGAUGGGUGUGCCAAAGCUCCAACUACCCACUCCAAAGGACUUUCUGCAGAAAUAUUCGAAGACGCCAAAGCUGCCCAAGCGAAGAAAGAAACCUCAAGGCAGCAAGAAAACACCUGUGUUGAGCGUGCCCCAAAGAACAGACCACCCCCUCAUGGGCAUUCAAAGCAAGAAGGAUUUCAUUGCGGCAAAUGCCGCCCAGGCCAUCGUGCAGGUAGCCAAGAAGCCCACCCGGGCCUGCAUCGAUGUGCGAAAGGGGGACAGAUUCCUCAUCGACGAUUCAGGGCUCGUUCAGAAAUACCUCAAGAAACAGGAUUUUGGUGCUGUCCCCAGAUACCUCGUGAGGCGAAACAAGGCAGCAGAGAUGGCCAAGGAAGAGUCUGACAAUUACAUCAAGGCGACCCUCAGACAAAAAGCCCCCAAGCGUGUUUCCCGAGAAGAAAGGGAGAAUGUUCUAGCGGGCCUCAGGAGGAACUGGGAGGAGAUCAACCAGGCCUUCCAGAGCAUGUCUGUGUCCGUGGACACGAUCCCCAGGAAGCUUCACCGGGAGAAGCUGGAGACGCAGAUGAAGCAGCUGGAGCACGACAUCGGCACCCUGGAGAAACACAAAGUCAUCUACAUAGACGGCCAUCAGGACCCUUGUCCGAGAUACUGGCCGUGAUCCAGACAGAAUGAAGCACUUCCCCGUCCUUCUGUGUCCAAAGAGAGAGUGAAGCUGC